Callorhinchus milii (elephant shark) is the source of this 4051-nucleotide messenger RNA. Its product is annotated as integrin alpha-E. Gene Ontology annotation, molecular function: integrin binding. The transcript is spliced from 32 exons. Gene Ontology annotation, cellular component: integrin complex; external side of plasma membrane. Gene Ontology annotation, biological process: cell-matrix adhesion; integrin-mediated signaling pathway; cell adhesion mediated by integrin. Lineage: Eukaryota; Metazoa; Chordata; Chondrichthyes; Chimaeriformes; Callorhinchidae. The record is from RefSeq and is a predicted model, not a curated record. The coding region runs from base 155 to 3619 and encodes 1154 amino acids.
AAAGAAACAAUGUGUGUCUGCUGAGCUGUACGAACAGACUAACACAUGGUCUGAUAUCUGUUUUACUGGAGGAUCACUUUUCUUAAACUUGAACGCUAUAAGGAAUAAGUCUCGUGUGUCGUUCUCGGAUGUUUUGCAGAUUAAAUUGAAAAAAAUGAUCUCACUCCUACUUCUGUGGCUGGCCUUGAAAUCAUCAGACAGCUUCAACAUCGAUACUAAAAUAAAAGCGGUCUUUGAGGGAGAGAAGACAAUCUUGUUUGGACAGAAUGUUCUUCAGUAUAAGGAAUGGAUUUUGAUCAGCUCUCCACUCUAUACGGAUAACAGUAAAACGUAUGGGAAAAUGGGGAAGUGCAAUGUGAAAACAAAAAAGUGUGAUCCUUUCAACUUCAAAGCUGAAAAUGCAAAUAUUAGACCCGGUAUCACCACAGCUUUGGACUCCUUACGCUCAAAAGUUUUGAUGUGCCGGCAAUACAGGCAACAAUUUAAAAGAAACACCGAAGAUCUGAAUGGAAUCUGCACUUCCUUUUCUUCAAAGUUGGAAUCAGAUGGUUCUUUUGCCCCUGCAAAGUUAGUUGUAGCUGAAAUUGCUCGUGCAAAUGGCAGCAGCAAUGGCAACAACAACAACAACAACAACAAUGAUAACAGGGGCAAACUCUCAGGAAACGCAAAUCAGAACAACAACAACAAUAACAACGAAGAAGAAGAUGAUGGAGGAAUGGAGAUUGCAAUCAUUCUGGAUGGAUCUGGCAGUAUUGAUGCUCCUGAUUUCCAAAGAGCAAAGACAUUUAUCAUAAACAUCAUAACAAAUAUUUGGAAAGUAUGCUUUGAGUGUGAUUUUGCACUUGUGCAAUACGGUACAAAAAUUGAGACCAUAUUUGAUCUGAAUGAAAGUCGUACAAACAGUUCUGGGAUUUUCUCAAUUGUCAAAAAUAUGAGGCAAUUGGGUAACGUCACGAAGACGGCAUCAGCGAUACAGCAUGCUCUUGACCACAUCUUUAAUGAAGAAAAAGGCUCUAAAGCGAAUGCCAAAAAAUUCAUUGUUGUGGUGACUGAUGGAGAGAUAUACCGCGAUCCUCUGGAUAUAAGUGAUGUUGUAAAUUCGCUCAAAAUGAACAAUGUUGAGCGGUUUGCUAUUGGGGUUGGAGAUGCCACUAAGAAACCAAAACCCGUGGAAGAACUGAAACUAAUCGCUAGUGAUCCAGAUGAUAAGCACUUGUUCAGUGUGGAUAACUAUGCUGCUUUAGAUGGACUGCUGGAAAAUCUGGAAAAAAAUAUUGUUGGAAUUGAAGGCACUCAAGGCGCCUUUGAAAUGCAGCUGGCACAGGCUGGAUUCAGUGCACAAUAUACCCAAGAUGGCAACAUAUUAAUUGGUGCAGUAGGGGCAUAUGAUUGGGCUGGAGGAGUUAUAAUGUACAAUGAAACAAGUCAAAAGGUACAAUUUCUAAAUGAGUCUAAACCAUCAGAGGAUACAACCUAUGGUUACCUCGGGUACAGUGUCACUACAGUAAAGGGAGCAAGCGGGGACAUGUACAUUGCUGGAGCCCCUCGCUACAACCAAACUGGCCAAGUCCUAGUAUUUGAAGCGGGAGCGUCCAACACAAUAAAGCAUCGUCUGAAAGGCAAACAGCUUGGAUCCUAUUUUGGCUCAGAGCUGUGUGCUCUUGAUCUAAAUAGAGACGGUGCAACAGACUAUCUGCUGGUUGGUGCACCGUUCUAUCACAAACAAGGAGAGGAGGGAAUAGUUUAUGUCUACCAUCUGAAUGAAAAGAAUUACUUUGAAGAAAAAGGAAAUCUAAGUGGUUUACUCCGAUUUACCAGAGCCAGGUUUGGGUUUGCGAUUGCAAACAUAGGUGAUAUCAAUAAAGAUGGCUACAAUGAUAUUGCUAUAGGAGCACCUCUGGAGGAAGAUGGCACAGGAAGUAUCUACAUCUUCAAUGGGAAUAAAGACAAUGGGCUGGAGACCCAUUCCCAGAGGAUACCAGGAAAAGAGGUUAAAACUGGGCUGCAAUACUUUGGACAAUCAAUUGGUGGUGCAACAGAUGUGGAUGAAGAUGGGUUGAUCGAUAUAACAGUUGGUAGCUGUGGUGCUGUUGUUGUACUGAGCUCAAGGCCAGUUAUCAAUGUAAUUGUCACCGUGACAUUUUCUCCAGAAAGCAUACCUCUGCCUUCCACAACUCACCAAAGACAGGAACAACUUAUUCACGCAACUGUAUGUUUUACCACUGGAUCGAACUUUAAAUCAAUAGAUUUGAGCAACACGAAUGCUAAUUAUACUAUAAUCCUGGAUACAAAGCAGAAAAUCAAAAGAGUGAAGUUUACAAAUAACGUGAAUCCUUACACUUUAUCAAGUUUUGUGACACUCUCCUCUGAUGUCUGUGAAAGUUAUAACCUCACUAUACAGCGCUGCACCACUGACUGUGUCUCAGACGUCGAUGUAGAGGUGAACUUUACACUGGACAACACUGAAAAGAAGAAUGAACUCCCGUUACCAGUUCUUGAUAAAUUUAAGGAUGUGUCUGUACAUUUUCAGCUUCCAUUUCAGAAGGACUGUGGCCCUGAUAAUAUCUGCCUUGCCAAAUUAAAUUUGAUGUCCACUUUGUCACCCGCGAACUGGAUUGUUGGUUCCACUGCAAAUGUGACUAUGGACAUGUGUCUGUCGAACAAGGCGGCCUCGUAUUUCACCACCAUGGAUAUAUCCCACCCAGAUAAUCUUGACUUCAAGUUUGUAAGAUCAGAGACUGUGGAUGUCCAGUGUAAUACUGAACCAGCAACAAUAUCAUCCUUGUCAUUACUCAGGUGUCUGAUUGCCCACCCAAUACUCAAGAGCAAGUCAUCAAUAACUGUUUCUAUAUUUUGGAGUCUUAGACAAACUGAAUUCAAGGGAAAGAAGGCAUUUAUCAACAUCAAUGUCACCAAUAAAAAUGAAGCCAAGGAAGCUGCUGUUCAACAAACCCAUGAAAUUUUUGUGAAACACAGUGUCAACGUUGCAUUGUCACCGAGACAGCAAAACAAAGUUAUUCUCAUUAAUAAUGACUGGAGCAACCAGGAUGUACACCUGCAGUUUUUGGUGACGAUGGGAAACCGCUACAAUGCCGAAGUAAAUGUGACUAUUUCAAUACCAGUGAAAAUAAAGGGACUAUAUAUUCUGGAACCUAAAAUGGCAGAGAAUUCUUCACUUAAUUGUUACAAAUCAAAUUCGAUUGCAAAUCCAAUUCCAAAAGAAGAAUUCAAAAAUCAAUGGGGCUGUGAUGUAAAAGGAUGUGAAUGCCAACAUUUCAGUUGUCCAUUCAUACCCUCUUCUGGAGAAAUAACUGUAAAAGCAAGGUUAUCAUGGGCUAAUAUACAACAGUUAGUGAAACAUCAUGCUCAGAUAGUGGCCUUCGGGGUUAUCACCUUCGAUGAAGAUCUCUAUCAGGCAACAUCUUCUGACCUACACAAUGCUACGGUUUCCGUGAGCAUUGUCAAGGUGCUGAUGUUUAACACCAUCCCCGUGGUCAUCGGGGGUUUGGUUGUGGGGCUGUUUCUGCUCAUUGUACUGGUCUUCAUUCUCUAUAAAUGUGGCUUCUUCAAACGAAAUUACAAAUAUAAGAUUGAACUGGAGGAAGAAACUGAAAAGUGACCAUUGCUACAAACUGUACACACACACGAUUUUGUGUGAAUAAUGAACAACACAGAGUAUAUUUAAUACUUGAUGUCAUUCAUGCUGUUUCUAUUUAAAAUCCUCACCAGGGACAGGUAGCGGGGUGGUAAUUCAACCCAGUUAAAGGAUUGGUUUCAUUAGAUGAACUGCCCACUCAUCUGUACAUACGGUAAUGCUUUUAAAUCACUGUAAAUCAGUAUGAACUGCUGGACAUUAUCAUGCAUACUGAUGUUUAUAUUAAGUUGAUAAUUUUUCAGUUUAUAGCUGAAUUCAUGUUUAUAAAAUGUACAAGGUAAUUUCUCAAUUGUUUAUUUUUCUAAAUGUGUCCUGUAGUUAGAUUAUUGGACCAUAAAUUAAUGGGUAGGGUUUUAUAAAUGUUAUUAAAGCGCUUAAGUGCACUUAGCAAAAUGA